Fundulus heteroclitus (mummichog) is the source of this 2936-nucleotide messenger RNA. RefSeq names its product gastrula zinc finger protein XlCGF57.1. NCBI's taxonomy places the organism in Eukaryota, Metazoa, Chordata, Actinopteri, Cyprinodontiformes, Fundulidae. Bases 347 to 2062 code for a protein of 571 amino acids. Gene Ontology annotation, biological process: central nervous system development; regulation of transcription by RNA polymerase II. Gene Ontology annotation, cellular component: nucleus. The record is from RefSeq and is a predicted model, not a curated record. Gene Ontology annotation, molecular function: RNA polymerase II cis-regulatory region sequence-specific DNA binding; DNA-binding transcription factor activity, RNA polymerase II-specific. The transcript is spliced from 2 exons.
UCAUUAUGAGAAUUUUAGGAAUAGAUAUUAGGAUCCAAAAGAUGGCAGUAGUGCAACAAUAACGCAUGCAAGCUGCCGUUAAUAUCAAAAGAAGAAGAAGAAAAAGGAAAAACGUAAACAUGUUGCACGGUUCCCAUACCGCCCUCAUUUGAUCCAAAUUGGUUAAUGAGUCGUGGAAUACCCUUAUAAGAAAGCUAAAAGUGCACAAUGUAAAGAGGACAUUUUCUAGUUUGAUGGCGGGUUUGGUGUCCUACGUAAAUAUGUGAGUGUCUGCAGUGAAAACGUCUUGGGUUCAGCCCAGAGAUAGAUUAACAACGAACAGGAAACUCCUGCUGAAGAAACAUUCAUGGAGUUCAAAGACGUUUUCGUCAAAUCGGAGGAAGAGAUGGAUGAUCAGCGCAGACUGCUGGAUUUCAGCCGGAUACCCCUGAUCAUCUUACACCGAAUAGAUCCCCAAAAUUAUUGUGUAUAUAAAGACGAGGGGGUUUACAGCAACCAGGAGGGGAACUCUACUUUAAAUGAAGAGGAACCAGAACCUCGGCAGAUAAAACAGGAGCAAGAGAAAGAAGAACACCAACAGUUUAAGGAGGAAGAGGGGCAACUCUGCGUCAGUCAGCUUGACAAGCAACUUUUGCUGAAACAGGAGACUGAUGACAUUUUAAUUAUUCCUUCUAAUGUACAAAGACUUCACAAUGAAACAGAACAAAACAGAAACCAACUAAUCUCUCAGGCAUUUUCUGAAGUUGAGAACCGGGAUCAGGAAGGAAACAAUAAUGAGGACCCAGGGAAAAGGACAGAAGAGAAUGAGAGAUAUGAGAAAACCAUAAAGCAGAAAGGUACUGCUGACAUUUCAAAGCAAAAAAUGAACAAGAAAAAUUACCCAGACCAACAUAUAUAUUCUUGUAAAAUUGGUUCUAAAAACCUUUCUCAAAAAAAUCACUUGAGUACACAUAUGAAAACACACAAGGCUAAGAAGCCCUUCUCAUGUACAAGCUGUGCAAAAAAGUUCCCCUGCAGAAGCAGUUUGAAAGCUCAUAUGAGAGCUCACACAGGUGAGAAGCCUUUCUCAUGUGUGACCUGUGGAAAGAGUUACAGUGAUAGAAGUGGCUUAACUUAUCACAUGAGAACUCACACAGGCGAGAAGCCUUUCAUAUGUGUGACUUGUGGAAAGAGAUACAGCGAUAGAAGUGGUUUAACUUAUCACAUGAGUACUCACACAGAUGAGAAGCCUUUCACAUGUGUGACCUGUGGAAAGAGUUACAGUAGUGCAUCCGGUUUAACUUAUCACAUGAGUAGUCACACACAUGAGAAGCCUUUCUCAUGUGGGACCUGUGGAAAACUUUUUGCAACAAAAUCACAUUUGUCAUAUCACCUGACAACACACACAGGUGAGAAGCCUUUCUCAUGUGCGACCUGUGGAAAACUUUUUGCAAGAAAAUCUCGUUUGACAUAUCACAUGAGAACUCACACAGGUGAGAAGCCUUUUUCAUGUGUGACCUGUGGAAAACGUUUUGCAACAAAAUCUCAUUUGUCAUAUCACAUGAGAACUCACACAGGUGAGAAGCCAUUCUCAUGUGUGACCUGUGGAAAAAGUUUUACAAGAAAAACUUAUUUGGCAUGUCACAUGAGAACUCACACAGGUGAGAAGCCUUUCUCAUGUGUGACCUGUGGCAAAAGUUACAGUAAUGGAAGUGGCUUAACUUAUCACAUUAGUACUCACACUGGUGAGAAGCCUUUCUCAUGUGUGACCUGUGGAAAGAGUUACAGUAAUCGAACUGGUUUAUCUUGUCAUAUGAGAAGUCACACUGGUGAGAAGCCCUUCUCAUGUGUGACCUGUGGAAAGAGUUACUUUGAUAGAAAUGGUUUAAUUUGUCACAUGAGAGCUCACACGGGUGAGAAGCCUUUCACUUGUGUGAACUGCGGAAAAAGUUUUGGUCGAAAAAAUCUUUUAAAGAUUCACCUGAGAACUCACACAGGUGAGAAGCCUUUUACAUGUGUGACCUGUGGAAAAGGUUUUACGACAAAAGAUAAUUUGACAUGUCACAUGAGAACUCACAGAUGAGAAGCCCUUCUCAUCUGUAAAUACAUCUUUUUCAUAAGCAUUACAUUACAAAUACAUUGAAUUAUAUCUUUAUUUUGGCUCUUCUUUCACUUUCCUUUCUCUGCCCCUAAAGGAUGGCUUUUUGUGACAUUGUUUUACUUUCUUGCCCUCCACCUGUCCUUUGGAAGUUAAGGAGCAGAAAGCUCAUAUUACCAGAGCAGCAUGACUUACUGUGGCCACUAGGGGGCCAUGAAUUAUGUGUUUUGUUACUAUAACCCAGACAUGUUCACAAGUAAUUUUUUGCAAGUCAAGUCUUGAGCGCUCAAGUCAAAUCCAGUCUCAAGUCUUGAGUAGGCCUGUCGCAAUAAUCCAUUAAUCGCACAAUAAAUUCUAAUCACAUUAAUUAAUCAAAAUAAGUGCAAUAAUUUGCGGAAGCAUGCUUGCUUGUUUUUAGCAAAAAGGUUUUAUUAAGCUGCAAGGUUUUAUUCCAGAGGGGAACUUUACUCACCUUGUUACUGUAUGUUUCUCUUAAACGCAACAGCUGCAGGAUUGGAGUUUUAGGAUUUAAGCCAAACAAUGCCACCUGCUUAAUUUACCAGACUCAGUAGGCCAAGAGGAUAUACUCGUGUUAUUAUGGUAUUAUCAUAUUAGUUGAAAAAGGUCCCCAAAUGACAAUGAUAUGAUAUAUCACAAUAAGUUUUAGAAAAAAAAUAUCAUCCAGCAAAAUUGUGACAGGCCUAGUCUUGGGUAAAGUCCUGGGUAUUUGAGUGAAACAGUCAAAAUGCAAAUGACUUUAUAGUACUAAUGAUCUUUCAUUAGAAAGCUGUUAUAUCUACGGAAUGAUCAUGAUCUUGAACUGGUAAAUGAAAAAUACAAUUAAAAAAAGAAAAAAAAA